Lucilia sericata (common green bottle fly) is the source of this 1889-nucleotide messenger RNA. Its product is annotated as bromodomain-containing protein DDB_G0270170. The transcript has 3 exons. The record is from RefSeq and is a predicted model, not a curated record. Gene Ontology annotation, biological process: regulation of transcription by RNA polymerase II. Gene Ontology annotation, molecular function: DNA binding. Gene Ontology annotation, cellular component: transcription regulator complex; nucleus. Bases 179 to 1720 code for a protein of 513 amino acids. Lineage: Eukaryota; Metazoa; Arthropoda; Insecta; Diptera; Calliphoridae.
UACAACUCUGUCGAACAGCUGUGUGUUUUUAUUUGCUGGUGAAAAUUUUUUGCAAGAAUUUUUCGCAAUAAAAUUUAUAAAUUGCUUUUUUCUCGUUUAUUACCCACAUCACAUUGCGAAAAAAUUGCGUUAGACACUAAAGUGAAUGGGGAAAAAAUAAUGUGAUUUAAUUACUAAUAUGUCUACGGAAUAUUUUAGCUCUAUAACGGGCUCUUCGAAUGCGGCUUCUUCAUCCACCAUUAAUAAUAGUAAUAAUAAUAAUGCCUGUACUUCCACUAGAUGGUUGACGGAGGAGGUAUUUGCCUUAAUUGAUUUAGUGCAACGUAAUGAGGCAAUUUAUAAUCCACGACACAAAUACUAUUUCUGUCGUCCCUAUGUGGAGAAUUUUUGGCGUGAGGUCGACUUGAAAUUGGAAAAGAAUCCUGGAGCCAGUCUGGCUAAAUGGACUAACUUGCGCAUCUCGUUUCGCCGUGAGUAUACGAAUUAUCUCGAGGAAAAGGUGCCGCCUUGCUGGACCUAUUUCGAUCGCAUGUUCUUCCUACAUCCCUAUUUAAGGAAAAAACAUCAACAAUCCAAAUCGUUGGAUUCACAAGUACAAGAUGCUUUAGUGCAAAUAAGUUCCUUAUCCAAUCGGCUGCAAAGGGAGCGAGCAGUGGCUGCGGCAGCCUCAGCAGCCGCUAGUUCUCUUAAUACACAAUCAAAUAAUGGCUCACCGUCACAGCCUCAGCUAGAUCCUUAUUUGGAUGGUUAUUUUGAUGAUGGCGAGCCAAAUAACUCCGAACUGGAUGAUAUGAUCGAUGAUGAACCCUCUAAUCCACCACAACAUUUUGCUCAUUCUACCCUGGCCCACGAUAUUAUUAAGUCCGAAUGUGAAGAUAUUGCUGAUGAGUAUGAUAAUGUGGAAAGACCCUUAGUAGAUGAGGAUGAUCACGAUGCGGAUGAUGCGGAAAUGCGCAACUUUGUGUUAAAUUCUUUGGAAAAAAGACAACAACAACAGCAGCAACAACAACAGCGUUUACAGCAUUUGCAGCGCCUACAAUCGAGAGCAUUCUAUGAGGAUUUUCGCCACAAAAGAGCUCGAUCUCAUGAUAAUAUCUCUUCCUCACAGUCUUCCUCGUCUUCGUUAAUGGCUUCCUCCACCAAUCACACCAAUAAUGUGUCAUUUGUGCGACCCACCUUUGCUAAACCUCUGGAGGUGGUCAGCACUACCACCCAAAGUCAUAACAAUAACUCUAGCCACAACAAUAACACCAGCAGCAAUACGAGCAAUAACUCCAAUUCCUCUUCAGCCUCCUCGGUAGUAAACAAUGACCUGGAACCGGUUACCAACUCUACGGCUCGUUUAAAUUCCUCCUCAUCCUCCAACAAUCAACAUCAUAAUACUACCACCUCCUCCACCUCGGCUUCACACUAUUCCUCCACAUCCUCCAUGAGUCAUACGCAACAUCAUCAUCACCAGCAACGUUUUGAAAUUUCCGCUAUUAAUUCCACAGCUAACCCCUUAAACCCCACCACCUCCUCCGCCGGCUCAGCUAAUUCUUCCUCCUUACUAGCGGUUCCCGCUCCGGCCACACCCGAGCUAUGUGAUUGUAAAACCGAUCCAGAUGCCAUGUUCUUAAUGAGUCUACUGCCCGAUAUACAAAAGCUAAAUGGUCGAGAUCGUGGUAAAAUUAAAAUUGCUUUCCAAAAUAUCUUGCAAGACUACUUGUAUCCCGAUUGAACGGCCAAAACUGAGAUUCCCCUUAAGAGUAAAAUUAACAAAAAGAAAAAACAGAUACAUUAUAAAUGUAUACUCAAUGCUAAUAGCAAUUAGUUAUAGUAUUUAAAAUAUUUUAUGUAAUGAAAUAAAAUUUCUUAGUUCGUUUUCCAAUUUGUUUCUUCAAAAAAAA